Messenger RNA from Ochotona curzoniae (black-lipped pika), 2688 nucleotides. RefSeq names its product component of oligomeric golgi complex 4 (gene COG4). The record is from RefSeq and is a predicted model, not a curated record. The coding region runs from base 18 to 2375 and encodes 785 amino acids. The transcript has 19 exons. NCBI's taxonomy places the organism in Eukaryota, Metazoa, Chordata, Mammalia, Lagomorpha, Ochotonidae.
CGGAAGUACCGAGCAAGAUGGCGGGUGUCGAGUCCCCUCAGAAAGUACCCGCGGCGUCUCAUCCUUGUGAGGGCGGGGGAGGAAGCCGCUGCUCCGAAAUCUCCACCGAGCUCAUUCGCUCCCUGACAGAGCUGCAGGAGCUGGAGGCUGUGUACGAACGGCUCUGCGGCGAGGAGAAAGUGGUAGAGAGAGAGCUGGACGCUCUUUUGGAACAGCAAAGCACUAUCGAGAGUAAGAUGGUCACUCUCCACCGAAUGGGUCCCAACUUGCAGUUGAUUGAGGGAGACGCAAAGCAGCUGGCAGGAAUGAUCACCUUUACCUGCAACCUUGCCGAGAAUGUGUCCAGCAAAGUCCGUCAGCUUGACCUAGCCAAGAACCGCCUCUAUCAGGCCAUCCAGAGAGCCGAUGAUAUCUUGGACCUCAAGUUUUGCAUGGAUGGAGUUCAGACUGCUUUGAAGAAUGAAGAUUAUGAACAGGCCGCAGCCCACAUUCAUCGCUACCUAUGCCUGGACAAGUCAGUCAUUGAGCUGAGCCGACAGGGCAAAGAAGGAAGCAUGAUUGAUGCUAACCUGAAGUUACUACAGGAAGCUGAGCAGCGUCUUAAAGCCAUUGUAGCCGAGAAGUUUGCCAUCGCCACCAAGGAAGGGGAUCUGCCCCAGGUGGAGCGCUUCUUCAAGAUCUUCCCACUGCUGGGUCUGCAUGAAGAAGGAUUAAGCAAGUUCUCAGAAUACCUUUGCAAGCAGGUGGCCAGUAAAGCUGAAGAGAACCUUCUGUUGGUGCUAGGGAUGGACACGAGUGACCGAAGAGCCGCAGUCGUCUUUGCAGACACACUCACUCUCUUGUUUGAAGGGAUUGCCCGUAUUGUGGAGACCCACCAACCCAUCGUGGAGACCUACUAUGGGCCCGGCAGACUUUUUACCCUGAUCAAGUAUCUUCAAGUGGAAUGUGACAGACAAGUAGAGAAGGUGGUAGACAAGUUCAUCAAGCAGAGGGACUACCACCAGCAGUUCCGCCAGGUCCAGAACAACCUGAUGCGAAAUUCUUCAACAGAAAAAAUUGAACCAAGGGAACUGGACCCCAUCCUGACUGAGGUCACCCUGAUGAAUGCCCGCAGUGAGCUAUAUUUACGCUUUCUCAGGAAGAGGAUCAGCUCAGAUUUUGAGGUGGGGGACUCCAUGGCCUCAGAAGAAGUAAAGCAAGAGCACCAGAAGUGUCUGGACAAACUCCUCAAUAACUGCUUACUGAGCUGUACCAUGCAGGAGCUCAUUGGCUUGUAUAUUACCAUGGAGGAGUACUUCAUGAGGGAGACUGUCAAUAAGGCUGUGGCACUGGACACCUAUGAGAAGGGUCAGUUAACUUCCAGCAUGGUGGAUGAUGUAUUCUACAUUGUUAAGAAAUGCAUUGGGCGAGCUCUGUCCAGUUCCAGCAUCGACUGCCUAUGUGCCAUGAUAAACCUCGCCACCACAGAGCUGGAGUCUGACUUCAGGGAUGUUCUGAGUAACAAGCUGCGCAUGGGCUUCCCAGCCACCACCUUACAGGACAUCCAGCGUGGGGUAACAAGUGCCGUAAACAUCAUGCACAGCAGCCUUCAGCAGGGCAAGUUUGACACAAAAGGCAUUGAGAGCACUGACGAAGCCAAGCUGUCAUUCUUGGUGACUCUGAACAACGUGGAAGUCUGCAGUGAAAACAUCUCUACUCUGAAGAAGACACUUGAGAGUGACUGCACCAAGCUGUUCAGCCAAGGUAUUGGAGGGGAGCAGGCCCAGGCCAAAUUUGACAGCUGCCUUUCUGACUUGGCUGCCGUGUCCAACAAAUUCCGAGACCUCCUGCAGGAAGGACUGGCAGAGCUCAACAGCACAGCUGUCAAGCCACAGGUGCAGCCUUGGAUCAACACCUUUCUGUCUGUCUCCCACAACAUUGAGGAGGAAGAGUUCAAUGACUACGAAGCCAAUGACCCUUGGGUACAACAGUUCAUCCUUAACCUGGAACAGCAAAUGGCAGAGUUCAAGGCCAGCCUCUCCCCAGUCAUCUAUGACAGUCUGACUGGCCUCAUGACUAGCCUUGUUGCUGUUGAGUUGGAGAAAGUGGUGCUGAAAUCUACCUUCAACCGGCUGGGAGGUCUACAGUUUGACAAGGAGCUGAGGUCACUCAUCGCCUACCUUACCACAGUGACCACCUGGACCAUCCGAGACAAGUUUGCCCGGCUCUCCCAGAUGGCCACAGUCCUCAACCUGGAGCGAGUGACAGAGAUCCUAGACUACUGGGGUGCCAACUCUGGCCCGCUGACUUGGCGCCUCACCCCUGCUGAAGUGCGCCAGGUGCUGGCUCUGCGCAUAGACUUCCGCAGUGAGGACAUCAAGAGGCUGCGCCUAUAGCUGCAGGGUGGGCCUACACAGCCCAUCACACUGCAGGGCCUCUUCCCCAAGUAGCCGCUGUGGUCAGGCAGCUGGGCAUGACUGUUUGGGUUCGGGGAUCUCUAGCCACAGGGAAAUAAGGCCUGGAUUCUGGCCACACACUGCCAUCAGAUGUGGCUGGGCAGUGUUCUGGGGGAAGCAUGGGCCAUCUCUGAGUGGCCACUCUCUCACCCCAAAAACAUUUUCCUGUCAGCCUUAGAGGGGGACCUGGAAUUAGGUUGGACUUCAACAAGAGGCUAUGUUUACAAACCCUGAAUAAAGACACUCCUAAAGA